AUGCCCUCAACCACCUUCUCCCCCGAUUCGUUGCCCGAUCUGACCGGUCGAAUCUACCUCGUCACUGGUGGUAACGCGGGAAUCGGCAAGUCAACAGUUGUUGCUCUCGCCUCCCGUGGUGCCAAGGUAUACAUGGGUGCUCGCAGUGAAGCCAAGGCUACAGCCACCAUCACAGAGAUCAAAGCGCAACUUCCUUCAGCACAAAUUCUCUUCCUUCCUCUCGACCUAUCCAGCUUCAAGAGUGUGAUCUCUGCCGCAAAGAAGCUUUCUGACGACGAGUCAUCGCUUCAUGGCGUUAUCAACAACGCUGGUAUUAUGGGUGUGCCCUUUGCUCUGACCGAAGAUGGAUAUGAGAUCCAAUUCCAGACCAACUACCUCUCUCACUGGCUCCUCACCUUCCAUCUUCUGCCUCUCCUCCAGUCCACCGCCGCCAACUCUCCUAAAGAUAUGGUGCGAAUCGUCAAUGUCACUUCUGAUGGACACGCGAGAUUCCCUCCAAAGGGUGGCAUCAAUUUCGGAAAUACCUCGCUUGAAAAGGAAUCAGCCAUGACCCGGUAUGGUCAAAGCAAGCUUGCCAACAUUCUCCACGCCAAGCAACUGCAUGCUAUUUAUGGUCCUACCCAGAAAGGAGACGGUGCUGGCCAGGGCGGCAUCUGCACAGCAGCAGUUCACCCUGGUCAUAUCGACACAAACCUCAACAAACAAGCGACUGGUGCCGCACCUGGCUCCGUCCUGCGCGCCAUCACUCCGGUCAUGCGCUGUCUGGGCAUCUUGGAUGAUCAGGAGAAGGGUGCUUGGUCUUCUCUCUUUGCAGUGGCGAGCCCGCAAUUCGGAUCCAAAGACUCUGGGGCUUACAUCGUCCCAUAUGCAAAGAUUGGAACGCCAAGUCCGCUCGCUCAGAACACUGAACUGGCUAAGCAACUGUGGGACUGGACUAAGAACGAACUUGGCAGCAAGGGAUUUCUGGAACUUCAAUGA
This is a messenger RNA of Fusarium falciforme, 978 nucleotides long. RefSeq lists its product as hypothetical. Bases 1 to 978 code for a protein of 325 amino acids. The record is from RefSeq and is a predicted model, not a curated record. NCBI's taxonomy places the organism in Eukaryota, Fungi, Ascomycota, Sordariomycetes, Hypocreales, Nectriaceae. The transcript has 4 exons.